AUGGUGGAGGUGACGUGUCUGAGUGAUGCCGAGUUACAGAAUAAACUCAACACACUGGGAUUUCCACCUGGCCCAAUACUACCUUCCACCAGAAAAGUGUAUGAAAAGAAGCUAGUGCAAUUGUUGGUCUCAACUCUGCGUGCACCACCCAAGAAGAAUCGACCCGGAGAACUGAGCAGAGCUCGGGACGACGAUGGCAGUGAAGGUACCAUCAGAAGUCAGAGCUACACAGCCAAGCUGCUGUGUUCUCAAGCCAAGCCAUCCCGGUUCUCAGCAGGCAGUUUCUCCCCAGAGAGAUGCAAGACUUCCACCAGUAAACCAAAAGCCGUAGAAAUCUUCUGCUCAGAUUCUAACCGUACUAAGGGAAGAAGACGUGCUGCAAGAGUGUCAGACAUCAGAUGCGAAGCACUGAGGAGCCUCAAAGAGAAAGCCUGCCGCAGAGUGAACAGGGGAGCUGGAGACAGGAGCCUGGAAGCGUUUCCAAUGCGCUUGAUGCUCGCUGUGCUUGGCAUCUUCAUUAUCGUGAUAUUUGUCUACAUAACUAUGGAAAACAAGUCACUCUUUGGUUAA
Budorcas taxicolor (takin) is the source of this 570-nucleotide messenger RNA. RefSeq names its product LEM domain containing 1 (gene LEMD1). NCBI's taxonomy places the organism in Eukaryota, Metazoa, Chordata, Mammalia, Artiodactyla, Bovidae. The record is from RefSeq and is a predicted model, not a curated record. The coding region runs from base 1 to 570 and encodes 189 amino acids. The transcript has 5 exons.